AUGUCAAUAAUAUUCUUCCUACUUGUUCUCGCUCCCUUCGGAUUGGCUCAAUUUGAAGAUCAUGUCGACCGUCAAAUUAUACUGACAGCUCAUGGAAUGAGCAUGGAUGACGAAGCCAACAGAGUUGUUAUGAAUUUAAGUAGUGAUCGCAUCCCACCUUUGCCAUGUCUUAUGGCUAAUGCUGGACGUCAUGAACAUGGAGAAACAUUCACAAAGGAUAAUUUCCACUAUGAAUGCCGGAACGGAACAGCUGAAGUUGUCGCUUGCAUUGCGGAUGAUCAAUCGGUCAUUCAAUUAGGACGCGUCUUUGAAAAGAAUGGACUUCGUCACAAAUGUACUAUUCUCGGAGAAACAGUAUCUUACGAACAAGAAUCAAUGUGUUACGAAAAUGGAAUCAGCUAUAACAUUGGUGAAUCUUUCCGUAAUGGUUCUUUCAAGUUAGUUUGUGGAAGAGAAGGAAUCUCUGUAGAAGGAUGUUAUAUGCAAAACACUUUUGACAAUUUCUUAAUGAGCGGUGAAACUCGUAUUGUUGGUCAACAUCGUCACGAAUGUCAACGUAUGAGCGAUGGACGAGUUAGAUAUACUGUCAAAGUUAUUGGUUGUACUCAUCAGAAUCAGCACUUUAAUAUUGGACAGAUCUGGACCGAAAGUCACAUCCGUUACAAGUGUCAAGAUGAUGGAACUUUGAAUGUUCUAGGAUGUGUGGAUGAUUUGAUGUAUGUAGACUUGGGACGUGACAUGCUGAUUAACGGUUUCGUACAUCGUUGCUAUCAAGUGGAUAACACCGCUUUCUAUCAUAAAUUCGCUUGUCCUGAUGGUAACAGUCUUCAAGACUGCAUAGCAGCCAAUCCAGCAAUGGCAAGAGCUCGUCGUCUUCGACGAGUCUAA
Molecule: messenger RNA, 888 nt
Organism: Auanema sp. JU1783
Lineage: Eukaryota; Metazoa; Nematoda; Chromadorea; Rhabditida; Rhabditidae
Source: the annotation of a GenBank genome assembly